Messenger RNA from Hippocampus comes (tiger tail seahorse), 6732 nucleotides. Its product is annotated as dihydropyridine-sensitive L-type skeletal muscle calcium channel subunit alpha-1-like. Gene Ontology annotation, molecular function: calcium ion binding; high voltage-gated calcium channel activity. Lineage: Eukaryota; Metazoa; Chordata; Actinopteri; Syngnathiformes; Syngnathidae. Gene Ontology annotation, biological process: calcium ion import across plasma membrane. The transcript has 45 exons. The coding region runs from base 217 to 5670 and encodes 1817 amino acids. The record is from RefSeq and is a predicted model, not a curated record. Gene Ontology annotation, cellular component: voltage-gated calcium channel complex; membrane.
CCAGCAGGGCCAACUGUGCUUCCAACCACUUGGCCCGCAGAUCUUCUUGUCUGAAGUCCUCAGUGAGGAGAGGCCUUUCGCUCUGCUGGAGAGACAGAGGAGCAUAAACCGGAUUCUCAGGUUUGCCGGUACAAGGAGGGCCACUCAACCCCCAGUUGGGAUUGUACAGCCAGUGGAAAUAUUUCUCCGGGAUUAAGGUGUGUUGGAGUCUCCAGGAUGGCAGCAAACUCGGACGCGUCCAAGCCGGUCAUCAUGAAUGAAGAGGAGCUGAAGAGGAAGCAGCGGGAGAAGCUGAAGAAGUUACAGGCCACGGGGGGCAACCCAAGACCUGCCAGAUCCCUGUUCUUCUUCACUCUUAAAAACCCCUUCCGAAAGGCCUGCAUCAACAUUGUGGAGUGGAAAACCUUUGAGAUUAUCAUCUUACUGACCAUCUUUGUAAACUGCGUAGCUCUGGCCGUGUUCCUGCCCAUGCCUGAAGAAGAUAGCAAUAACACCAAUUCCAGCUUGGAGAGUCUGGAGUACAUCUUCAUGAUCAUCUUCACAUUAGAGUGCUUUCUGAAGAUUGUCGCAUAUGGCUUUGUGUUCCACGACGGUGCAUAUUUACGGAACUGCUGGAACAUAUUAGAUUUUGUCAUCGUCUUCAUGGGUCUGGUCACCUUUGCCUUGGAUACCAUCAAUACGAUAGCAGGAGUUCCCAUGGAGAAAGGAGGCGGCUUUGACAUGAAAGCCCUGAGGGCCUUCAGGGUUCUGCGACCCUUGCGCCUUGUCUCUGGAGUCCCCAGCCUGCAGGUGGUGAUGAACUCCAUCCUCAAAGCCAUGCUUCCUCUGCUGCACAUCGCCCUGCUGGUCUUCUUAUUGGUCACCAUUUAUGCCAUCAUGGGACUGGAGCUCUUCAAGUGCAAAAUGCAUAAAACCUGCUACUACACGGGCACAAAUAUCUAUUCAACCGCCGAGGGGGAGAUACCUGCACCCUGCGCUGAGGCCGGGAACGGACGGCGCUGCAUGAUUAACGGCUCCGAGUGUCGGCCGGGCUGGGAAGGUCCCAACAACGGCAUCACCCACUUUGACAACAUCGGCUUUGCCAUGCUUACAGUCUACCAGUGCAUCACAAUGGAGGGAUGGACUAAAGUUCUCUACUGGAUAAACGAUGCCAUCGGAAAUGAAUGGCCUUGGGUCUACUUUGUUCCUCUCAUUCUUGUGGGCUCUUUCUUUGUGCUCAAUUUGGUUCUGGGUGUCCUCAGUGGUGAGUUUACCAAAGAGCGGGAGAAAGCCAGGUCCCGAGGAGAGUUCCAGAAGUUGCGGGAGCGUCAGCAGCUGGAUGAGGACCUGCACGGCUACAUGGAGUGGAUCACCCAUGCUGAAGUCCUGGAUGCUGACAGGGAAGGCAAAGGUCUCCUGCCUUUGACCAGUGGGGAUUCGGACACUGACAGCCUGUACGACCUGGAGGGCAAGAGUCGAGUGAUCUACUACUAUCGCUUGGCUCGUCGUUGGAACCGCUUCUUCAGGAUGAAGUGCCUGGUUUACGUGAAGACCAGAGCGUUUUACUGGCUGGUGAUGUUCCUCGUCCUCCUCAACACGCUGACCAUCGCCACCGAGCACCACCACCAGCCCGCGACGCUCACUUCAAUUCAAGAUGUGGCGAGCCGUGUCCUCUUGGUGCUUUUUGUCAUCGAGAUGUUUGUGAAAAUGUACGCUCUGGGUCCCCGGGCGUAUUACAUGUCGCUGUUCAAUCGUUUUGACUUCUUCGUGGUGCUUUGUGGCAUCCUGGAGAUGAUUAUGCUGUCGGUGGGAGAGGUGACCCCGUUGGGUUUCUCGGUACUCAGGUGUAUUCGGCUUCUGAGGAUCCUUAAAGUCACAAAGUAUUGGACCUCUCUGAGUAACCUUGUAGCCUCCCUGCUCAACUCUGUUCGCUCCAUUGCCUCGCUGCUCCUCCUCCUCUUCCUCUUCAUCGUGAUCUUCUCAUUGCUUGGCAUGCAAGUGUUUGGGGGAAAAUUCAACUUCCCCGACAACAGGCCCAGACGGAGUAACUUUGACAAUUUCCCUCAAGCGCUCAUUAGUGUCUUCCAGAUCUUAACAGGAGAGGAAUGGACAGCCAUUAUGAACAAUGGCAUCAUGGCCUAUGGCGGACCAGUUUUCCCUGGCAUUCUGGUUGCCAUCUACUUCAUCAUCCUCUUUGUCUGUGGAAACUACAUUCUUCUCAACGUCUUCUUGGCCAUUGCGGUUGACAACCUUGCCGAGGCUGAGAGUUUGACCUCGGCUCAGAAAGAAAAGGCAGAAGAGAAGUUGAGGAGGAAACUGCUGCGGUCCAAAAUGCCCGACAAAACAGAUGAGGAGAGGGAGAGGAUCUCCAAGAAAUUGGCUGAGCAGCGAGCCAAGAUUGAGGGCAUGCCAACGACAGCCAAGCUCAAAAUCGAUGAGUUUGAGUCCAAUGUCAAUGAAGUGAAAGAUCCUUUCCCCCCUGCAGACUUCCCAGGUGACGAUGAGGAGGAGGAGCCUGAAAUCCCCAUCAGCCCUCGACCACGACCCAUGGCCGACCUGCAGUUGAAGGAGGAAGCCGUUCCGUUGCCCGAAGCCAGCUCUUUUUUCAUCUUCGGCCCACAAAACAAGUUUCGUAAACUGUGCUACAAGAUCAUCAACGCCUCCUCUUUUACUAAUCUCAUCCUGCUGUUCAUCCUCCUGUCCUCCAUCUCCCUGGCAGCGGAAGACCCCAUUGAUCCCAAUUCUUACAGAAACCAGAUUUUGGCCUAUGCUGACAUUGUCUUCACGACCGUCUUCACCAUUGAGAUUGUACUGAAGAUGACCGUUUAUGGGGCAUUCAUGCACGAGGGCUCAUUUUGUCGCAACUCCUUCAACAUCCUAGAUCUGAUUGUGGUUGGAGUCUCGCUGCUCUCUAUGGGCAUGGAAUCCAGUGCCAUCUCCGUGGUGAAGAUUCUCAGGGUGCUCAGGGUGCUGAGGCCUCUCCGGGCUAUCAAUCGAGCUAAAGGCCUAAAGCAUGUGGUCCAGUGUGUGUUCGUGGCUAUCAAAACCAUCGGAAACAUCGUCCUGGUUACCAUGCUGCUAAAUUUCAUGUUCGCCUGCAUAGGUGUGCAACUUUUCAAGGGCAAAUUCUAUAGCUGCACGGACGCAUCCAAAAUAACAGAGGAGGAAUGCCAGGGAUUCUUCAUCAAGCACAUCGAGAAUUCUCUGCAGGACACGGUCGUGGCCAAACGCGAAUGGCUGAACAAUGACUUCAACUUUGACAAUGUGCUCUACGGCAUGCUGGCUCUCUUCACCGUUUCCACCUUUGAGGGCUGGCCCAAACUCUUGUAUCGAGCCAUAGACUCGGACGAAGAAGACAUGGGGCCCGUCUUCAACAACCGGGUGGACGUCUCCAUCUUCUUCAUCAUCUACAUCAUCCUCAUCGCCUUCUUCAUGAUGAACAUCUUUGUGGGCUUUGUCAUCGUCACCUUCCAGGAGCAAGGCGAGCAGGAGUACAAGGACUGCGAGCUGGACAAAAACCAGCGCCAGUGUGUGCAGUACGCCUUGAAGGCGCGACCGCUGAGGUGCUACAUCCCAAAAAACCCGUACCAAUACCGCGUUUGGUACAUCGUCACCUCCUGCUACUUUGAGUACCUCAUGUUCUUCCUCAUUAUGCUCAACACUUUGUGUCUGGGGAUGCAGCACUGUGACCAGUCAGACCACGUGACCAAGCUGUCGGACAUUCUCAACUUGAUCUUCACCGUGCUCUUCACCGUGGAGAUGAUUCUCAAGCUCAUGGCCUUCAAAGCAAAGGGUUACUUUGGAGACCCCUGGAACGUGUUUGACUUCAUCAUUGUCAUCGGCAGCGUCGUUGACGUCAUCCUGAUUGAAGUGGACAGCGCCCUCGCUUCCAGUGGAGGACUGUACUGUCUCCAAGGCUGUGCUGACACGAAUCCCAUGCAAGAAAUAGCAGCCUCGGAAAACGCCUCCGUUUCGAUCACCUUUUUCCGACUCUUCCGUGUCAUGCGCCUGGUGAAACUUCUGAACCGCUCCGAGGGCAUUCGGAACCUCCUGUGGACCUUCAUCAAGUCCUUUCAGGCUCUUCCCCACGUGGCUCUGCUCAUCGUCAUGCUCUUCUUCAUCUACGCCGUUAUUGGCAUGCAGAUUUUUGGGAAGAUCGCCUUAGUGGACGGCACCGAGAUCAAUCGCAACAAUAACUUCCAGACGUUCCCUCAAGCAGUUCUCAUGUUAUUUCGAUGCGCCACUGGUGAAGGCUGGGAGGAAGUCAUGAUGGCAUCAAUGUACGGGAAGAAGUGCGACCCCAAGUCUGACUUUCAGCCUGGAGAAGAGUACACCUGCGGCUCCAACUUUGCCGUCUUCUACUUCCUCAGUUUCUACUGUCUCUGUGCCUUCUUGAUCCUCAACCUGUUUGUUGCUGUCAUUAUGGACAAUUUUGACUACCUGACGCGUGACUGGUCACUGCUCGGCCCGCACCACCUGGAUGAGUUUAAGAAGAUUUGGGCUGAAUAUGACCCCGAGGCCACAGGCAGAAUUAAACAUCUGGAUGUGGUGACGCUGCUGAGACGCAUCCAGCCUCCUCUGGGCUUUGGCAAGUUCUGCCCUCAUCGCGCAGCCUGCAAGCGAUUGGUUGGCAUGAACAUGCCGCUCAACAGUGAUGGCACGGUCACCUUCAAUGCCACCCUCUUUUCCCUGGUCAGGACAGCACUGAAAAUCAAAACAGAAGGAAACUUUGAGCAGGCCAACGAGGAGCUUCGAGCCAUCAUCAAGACCAUCUGGAAGCGCACAAGCAUGAAGUUGUUGGAUCAGGUCAUUCCUCCAAUAGGCGAUGAUGAGGUCACCGUGGGGAAAUUCUACGCCACUUUUCUACUCCAGGAUCAUUUCCGAAAGUUCCUGAAGCACCAGGAAGAGUACUACGGAUACCGGCCAAAUAAGAAGAGUGCCUCCGGACCGGAGAUCCAGGCAGGUCUGAGGAGCAUCGAGGAUGAAGUGACUGCAGAAAUGCACAGGGCGAUUUCCGGAGACCUGCAGAAUGACGAGGACAUGGACAGAGCCAUGCAGGAGGCUGCAGAGGAGCACAUUUACCAGCGUACGCACGGCUUGUUUGGGAAUCAGAUUGAGCCGUUCUCUCCCGAGAACGCCAACGCUCCGCCCCCGCAUAUGACCAACCAGAGGCCCCUCAAAUUUUUGGAAAACCAGCCUGAGCCGGCACUGAUUGCAUCCCCCACGGAGCCCGUCGUCGACUUUCUCCCGACAACUGCCCCCAAAAGCAACGUCAACAACAACGCCUUUGCGGAAUUGGCUUUGCCAACUCGAGGCAGUCCUGAAGACUUGGACAGUCUCAAUGAAGAUGUCGAGGGAGACAACCUCCACUCGUGGGACUUCACAGUGAGAACAGACAGAACACAGUUCCCCUACGAACCGAGGCUCAGCGACAGUCCGAAUUCUGACGAUGCCAGGAUGGAGAUGGCCGACGACGAGCACACCACAAUCGAGGACCUUGAAGGCGCGGCUCGGGCUAUCCUCAAGAAGAAGCGACGUGUACCCGUACCUCCUCGCACCCCCACGCUGCCGCCGCAGCAGUCGGAGCGGCCCGACCCGGCCGUGAGGAGGAAGAAACGUCCUGUUCCCACGACUCCCGCCGCUCACCCUCAGCGCAGGGCCGGGCCGCCUGAGGCCGACGCCAACGUUUAGAGACGUGACCACGCACAUGCCGAUCACGUGACUUUUUCAUACACGUCCGCAAGUUCAUCGCUGACGGAGAAGCACUCCAUUGUGACGAAAUAACGUCAAACUGUUUUUCUCCAUCUGUGGUCAUUUGAGUCAGUCAUUAUCCAUGACAUCUUCUUGGUUACAGUCACCAAGCUGGCAAUGCAAUUGUUAGUCAUGAUGCAGCUCAGAUUGAAGUUCCACUUCUGGCUAUUGCCAUGACUUUUACAAAGUUUCGCGAGAGUGGAGUGUCGAAUGUUGUGCGACCUCACACACGGUUCUCAACUGCAGGAACGUUGUUGACAUUCAUAGUUUUGCAGAUUGUUUUGGUACAACUCCAAAUGAGGCCACUGUAUUUGAUUUAAUACCUCUCUGACAAAUUCAAAGUCGGCAUCAUUAUCUGGCUAAGGGCAAAUUAUUUCGCAACACUGUAACUGAAUUGUCGUAAACACUUGCUGCUGUUCAGUGAGAAACAAGUUCAAUGUUGCAGAACUGGUAAGUGCCGUAAGACCUAUUCAAGAGUGUGUUCUAUCUUUGGUGAAGAAAUAUUGUCUGAGGAUAUUUUUGCAUGUUAACAGCUGAGGGUUUUUCUUGAUAGUAAGCAAACAAUGUGGUUAUAUCAGCCCACGUUUGCGCCCCCCCCCCAAAAAAAAAUCAUGUUUGCAUCGUUAGCUCAAAGCUCACCGAAUGACAGACUGACUUUUCGCUGUUCAUGUUUUGCGCAGAAAUGCCAACUCGUUGGGGACUAUUUAAUAUUUGCCAUUUGUGACGGUACUGUGAAACUGCAAUCGGUUUUCCUUUUUUGGUGGGUUGGGGGGGGCUACUAUAUUACUCUGCUUUUAAUCAUAGCAUAGGGGCAAAAAUGAUAUUUUCUGUGAUGACCUUUACUUUUUUUCUGUAAGCAGAGUGAAAGUGUCACAUUGCAACACCGAUGAGUGACUGAAGCGCAAGGUCCAUUUGUGGCAAGGUAUUCUAUGUUACUUGUGUAUCUAAUAAAUUGGCGCGGCUGUGAGUUUGCUUGGACCCUGCUGCCCCAUGCAGAAGUUU